AUGCCGGCGUCAUCAUCGUCACAGCAAGCAGAAUCUCCCUCCGUCGACCUCGUCUCCACGGUAUCCUCCAUCCUACUCGCCGCCCAAGACCCAUCCUCCCCUUCCCUCGACCAAACACUUGCCCCAUUCCUCCCACACCUUUCCCCUGCACUCCUCUCUCCCAUCCUCUCCUCCGCCUCUUCUUCCCCUUCUCUCUCCUCUCCCGCCCCUCUCCUCCACUUCUACAACCUCUCCCGCACUCUCUUCCCCUCCGAUCCCUCCGCUCUCCUCCCUUCCCUCCUCGCUCUCCUCCCCCCUCUCGUUCGCCUCCGCAAGUUCUCUGACCUCAAAUCCCUCCUCCUCUCCUUCAUCUCCACUGACCGGCACUGCCUCCUUCACCGCCGCCUCAUCCGCUUUCCCCCUCGCCCUCUCCAGGACUUCAACCACCUACGCUCCCUCCUCGACACUGCCGUAUCGUCCUACUCCCAGCUCCGCCUACCUCAUCUCGCCAACCAGCUCUUCCAAACCAUGAAGAGCCGCCGCCUCCGCCCUUCCACUAUCACUGCUAACGCUCUUCUCUCCUCACUCGUCCGCUCGACCUCCCCUUCUUCAGUCCCGCUCUCCGUCUUCCACGACAUUGUCGACCUCGGGGUGUCCCCCACCACUCAUACAUUCAACAUUCUCGCCCACGGCUUCGUCUCCCGCGGCCAAUUUACCGAUGCCCUCUCCCUGUUUUCCACCAUGGAAGGCUUUGGAUGCUCACCGGACACCAUCACCUACAACACAAUACUCGACGGCUAUUGCCGGAAAGGCAUGCUUAAGGAGGCUCGUGACCUGCUUGCAGAAAUGAAGGGUAGAGAACUCUUGCCUAAUCGUUCCACCUACAAUACUCUGAUUGCUGGGUACUGCCGUGUUGGGUGGUUGAAGGAGGCCACAAAGGUGAUUGAGCUCAUGACCAGGUCCAAUUUCUUACCUGAUUUACGGACAUACAAUAUGCUAAUCUUGGGGAUGUGCAGGGAGGGUAGGAUAGAUGAGUCUUGUAGACUUAAAGAUGAGAUGGAAAAACUAGCAAUUUUGCCAGAUGUUGUUACUUACAAUACUAUUAUCAAGGGUUGCUUUCAGUGGCAGAGUGAAGCUAUUGCUUUUCGAAUGUUGGAGGAGAUGAGGAGCAAGGGGUUGAAGCCAAGCUUGGUCACCCAUAAUAUAUUGGUUAAACAGUUGUGCGAGGAAGGAAAAAUGGAGGAGGCAGUUUUGAAUUUGAAGAAGAUGGAGGAAGAAUGCACUAAACCAGACAAUGUUACUUAUAAUACUUUGAUCAGUGGGUAUUGUAGGUUUGGGAAUUUUGCUGAAGCUUACAAGUUAAUGGAUGAGAUGGUUGGAAGAGGGCUCAAGAUGGACACUUUCACCCUGAACAUUGUUCUAAAUGGUCUAUGCAAGGAGAAGAGAUUUGAUGAAGCUUCUGAGCUUCUUCGAAGCCCCCCAAAGCGGGGCUUCGUUCCUGACGAAGUCAGCUACGGCACUGUGAUCAAUGCUUAUUUUAAGGAGGAGAAUUUGUCUGAUGCACUGAUGCUUUGGGAUGAAAUGCAAAAUAAAAUCAUAAUCCCCAGUAUUGCUACCUACAAUGUAUUGAUUUCUGGCCUCUGCAGAUCAGAUAGGAUAGAGGAGGCCAUCAAGAAGUUGAAUGAGCUCAUGAGUAAGGGGUUGGUUCCAGAUGAUACCACCUACAACACAAUCAUUCACACUUACUGCAAAAAAGGGGAUUUAGAGAGUGCAUUCCAGUUCCACAACAAAAUGGUGGAGAAUUCUUUCAAGCCAAAUGUUUUCACUUGCAAUAUUCUUAUUCAUGGACUCUCCAACAAUGGUAUGGUGCAUAAAGCAUUGAAAUUUUUUGAAUCUUGGUUAUCGAAGGGGAAGAAGGUCGAUGUUAUCACCUACAAUAUUCUCAUUAAUGGCCUAUGCAAGGAGGGGAUGAUGGAUGCUGCAAUGAAGCUUUUUGCUGAUAUGGAGGCGAAGGAAGUGAAACCUGAUGCUUAUACUUGUCAUGUGAUUUCAUGUGCUUUAUCUGAAGCAGGGAGAACUGAAGAGGCUCAAAAUAUAUUGUCAAAAUUAUCUGAAUCUGAUAAACUACCAAAGCACUUCUCUUGGCCCUUGUCUGGAGAAGAUGUUUCAAAGGAGUCUGCGAAAGAGCCUGAGAGAAUUAUUGAUGGAAAUGUAGGGGAGGAUGAUAAAGCUAGCACAUCUGAAGCAUAUUCUGACCAGAUCAAUGAUCUAUGUAGCAAGGGGCAUUUCAAAGAAGCUAAACUUGUACUGGAGGAAAUGAUUCAGAAAGGUAUACCUACUAAUAGUUCAACAUAUAUCACUUUGAUGGAUGGAUUUAUUAAGAGGCAGAAAAGAAUGACAAAAGGACCAGGAUAGAAAAGCGGGCAAACCACAUUCGUGUACAUGCUCAAAGUGAAGCAAGAGGUUGGUGUUGUUCAUUGGAUCAUGGACAUUUGCUGCUUAGUGGGACUUUAAGUGUUCGUAAGGAUUAUGAAGAGAUCGUGCGCAUGCUCUUACAGGAUUUAAACUAAAUCUACCCAUCGAGGUUUAGGGUGGUUGGUGGGUGAGCACGGUUGGGAACUCCUCACCUUGGGUUCAAAUCUUCUCUACUACGGCCUCGCCUCUUUUAUGGGGCAAAACAAGUGUGGGCCCGAUACCGGUGGGUGGCCUCGCUAGGUUCCGCCGAGGAAUUAGUUACUUCACCAAGCUCUCCCUUUGGCCGCUGCCUUCAUGGAAGGAGUCAACAGGUUGACUGUUCUUCAACAACCAAGAGAUGGAGAUGUCUUUCCAGGCAAGUUUUUGCGUUUGUUUUUAAUACACCGGACAGUAUAUAGAUAAGAAAAACUUACAACUUGGUUUAUGAUUUCUUUAUUCAAAAUUCUUGUUUUGAUUGUUUCAGUCUUUGCUAUCUGUCUCGCAAUGAUUAAUUUAUAUUCAAUUAUUUUUAACCUUUCCCUUUAUGUUUUUUC
Dendrobium catenatum is the source of this 2987-nucleotide messenger RNA. RefSeq names its product pentatricopeptide repeat-containing protein At2g16880. The coding region runs from base 1 to 2394 and encodes 797 amino acids. Gene Ontology annotation, molecular function: protein binding. The transcript has 3 exons. Lineage: Eukaryota; Viridiplantae; Streptophyta; Magnoliopsida; Asparagales; Orchidaceae. The record is from RefSeq and is a predicted model, not a curated record.